Molecule: messenger RNA, 2063 nt
Organism: Columba livia (rock pigeon)
Lineage: Eukaryota; Metazoa; Chordata; Aves; Columbiformes; Columbidae
Product: carboxymethylenebutenolidase homolog
Exons: 7
Coding region: 257-970 (237 amino acids)
Molecular function (GO): hydrolase activity
Source: RefSeq, a predicted model, not a curated record
UGCACUCCUGGGUUCUGCUGACUGACCUGGAAUUCAUGAAUAUUUAUGGCACCAGACAGGACUAGGUGUCAAGAGCCGCCUGUUUAUAAUAAACACCUGGAGCUUUCACUUCUAACCUUGCAGUACCAAGCGGGUAUUACUAGCUGUCUGGAGGAACUGUGGGGACUGCAUGAAAAUGACUCAUGAUCACAGUUGUUGCUGUAAAUAAAUAAAUUAUAUUACUCUUUGUCCUUUCUGCUCUCUUGCAGAUUCCUAGAUGGCGCAUGAAUCGGCGCCCUGCCCAUGUGGUAUUGGAAACAGGUUUGAUUGUGACGGCUGUGGGAAAGAAGUGCAAGUUGAGCACUUCAAGGCGUAUGUUUGCAAACCACCUGCCAGCACAGACAAAGCUGUGGUUGUGAUUCAUGAUAUAUUUGCAUGGCAGCUCCCAAACACCAGACACAUGGAUACAUGCAUCUGCCCAGACUUCUUUGCAGGAAGAGAAACUUGGAAGUCUUCUGAUGACUGCUCCAAGUUUGAUAAUUGCCUGGAAACUCAAGAUGCCAGGAAAAUAAACAAAGAAGCUGAUACUGUCCUGAAAUAUCUAAAGGAACGGUGUAGUGUAAAGAAAUUAGGGGUCAUUGGUUUUUGCUGGGGUGGUGUUGCUGUACGUCACCUGAUGAUGACCUACUCAGAACUGAAGGCUGGUGUAUCUCUCUAUGGAUUAAUCAAUGAUUCUGAUGAUAUAUCCAAUCUCCUGAACCCUACAUUUUUCAUUUUUGCUGAAAAAGAUGACUUCAUUCCCUUGCAUCAAGCCACCCUGCUGAAGCAGAAGCUAAAGAAAAAUUGCAAAGUCCAUUUUGAAGUUAAAAUUUAUCCUGGACAAACUCAUGGUUUUGUACAUCGCAGAAGAGAGAAUAUCAAUUCUCAAGAUAAGCCUUUCAUUGAGGAAGGAAGAAAGGAUAUGAUCAACUGGCUGAAUAAAUACAUUUAAUAGAAGAACAAGAAACUUAAUUUGUAAUACAAUUAUAUAAUACAUUGAAGUUUUUCACUAACACAUUUUAGAAAAUUGGAGGGGAGAGUUUGUUGAAAUUAAAUAAAAAAAAGCAAACAGAGUAUUUUAGAUAUAUUUUGUCAGUAGAUUCUAAUUGGUACUUCCAUAUUGCUUUCUUUUGAAGAAGCCUCAGAUUGCACCUAGCAGUGUCAGGUUUUAAUAUGCUGUGAAAUAUACUCAAUUUCCUUGAGGUUUAUCUUAAGGCUUGAAACAAGUUAGACUAAUGGUACAUUAAUGUAUGUGUGUAUUAUGGCCCAUGUUCAUCUAAGUUCUAAACAAAUCACAAGCCCAAAGUUUAAGGAUGCAAAUACAUUAUUUGGUGAAGCACAUUUUGAGAAACUAUUUUUUUUUUGAUGUGUACCCUAUUCUGUGAAACUCGAUAGAUGAUCACCUGGUCAGUUUAGGAAUUCAAAAGUACAAUGCAAUGUGCAAACCUGGCGUUUUAAUGCACGGCUUACAAACCGAAGUUACCGCUUAAAGAAGAAAUGUUACGUGUUUUUGCAUAAUGUAUGUUGUUCCGUAGUUCUUACAUUGAUCUUAUGACACAAAUCUCUGUGUUGCAUCAGCUCAAGGUUGCAUCUACCUCAGCACCCAGUCUCGAAUGACAACUGCCCAGAGAUUUUCCCCUCUCAACCCACUUUCCAGCGGUUUGAGGGAGUCCUGUGCUUGAUAUGGCCACUGCAAUGGUGUGUCACACGGCAGCUGAUGGACCGAGCUGCUGUGGAUUUGCCGGUCUGUUUCUGAAUCUGCUGGCAGUUUUGGCCUCCGGUGCAGCCUGUGACAGUGACUGCCAUGGGUUAAUUACAUUUCCUGGGGAGAAAGGUCUGUGUUCUGUAGUUUGAAAGCAACUGCCAUGGAUCUUCACUGAGGGCUGGUACUUCCAGAGAGAAAUGAAGAAAUCUGAUCCUUGAACGCACCCCUUCAGUUUCAUGAGUCGGCACUUUUGGGAUUGCAUUCAGUGGUCAUAAUCUGCUCUGAGCUCUUGCAACUUGUCUCUGCUGUCUCACACUUGCUGUGCUUCAGUCUCACACAU